ACAUCAGACUGGAUAUACCAAACCGAACAUUAAGAAUUGCUCGUUAAUGUGAUAUUCUUAUUUUAAAAAUUUAAACGUUAAGUUUAUAAAUAAAAUAUUACCAGUUGUUGAAAAAAUGGCAAAUUUUAGACCAGCUGGUCUAUCCGAUGAUGAUACCGACAGUGAUGAUGAUUACGGGUACUUUGAAAAAUUCAAUCGAAGCCAAAACUAUGUUAGUCAGAUAGAAAAUGUUAAACAGAAAAUAGAAACGAAGUUACAAGAAGCUAUCAUAAAUGGAAAUGUAGAAAAUGUUGCUGAUAUAAUUCACAUUGAUCUCAAAAACGAUGUCAAUGCAAAGCUUGAGAGUGGGUGGACUCCGUUAUUACAUGCAUGUUUUCACGGACAGGAAGAAAUUGUUCAGUUCCUACUGGAUAAGGGAGCGGAUCCUAAUGUGCACGCUGAUUCUCUAAUGCCUGUGACUAUGGCUUGUGCAAAUAUAUCUGCAAAUGAGACGACAAUAUUCAAUAUAGUGUCAAAUUUGAUUAAACAUGAGUCCUUAUUGAAUAUUGGAGACAAAUAUGGGGUCACACCUCUCAUGAAAGCAACCAUCAGUGGUCGUCCAUCUGUCGUUAAACUUAUAAUUGAUAAUAAAGUUAAUAUUGAGAUGAGGGAUUCUCAAGGCUGGACAGCAGUCUUCUGGGCUAUUCACCACAAUCAACCGGAAUGUCUAGAAAUACUCUUAAGUACAGGAGCAAGAUUGAAAAUAUUUGAUUUGUCAAAUCGUACACCGGAAACAAUUGCUUUUACACAUGACUAUGAUGAAGUUCAAGAAGUAAUAUCAAAGUACACAAAGAAGUCAAAUGAAAAAAAUGAUGAUAUUGUUAAAAAUGAAUUAAAUAAACAAACUAGUGAUAGUUUGAACAGAUGGCAAGAUUAUUAUCCUGGAUUAAGAGAUGAAAAUAGGCCUAAAUAUUCAAAUGAAAUAUUUAAUCUAUUGUAUGGCAUGAAUUGCGAUCGUUUAAAUAGAAUAUUUGAAGAGAAACCAAUGGAUUUGCGAAGCUUCCUACUUCUCGAAGAUGAGGAUCUGUUAAAACUUGGCGUUGACAUGCCAUUCGAAAGGCAACGGCUGAAACAUGGAUUGCGGGAAUUUCAUAAGCGAGGCUGGAAAGUUUGCUCUGUUGCUGGUUUGCAAACAAGAAAAGAUAAUGCAUACAGUAUUCUCAAUUGUGUAAAUGUAUUGGGUAAUCAUUUACAACAGCUGUACAUUUUGGAAACGACACUCGCGUACAUUCUACGCGGUUAUAGCCGAAUUCAGGAUCAAAUUAAAUUCGAACCUCCCGACUCUCCAACCAUACAGAAACUACAAAGCGCAGCGAAGAAAAUGACUGUUAACAUUAACAACAUCAGGCGUGAAAUUAAUAGUAUGAGAAAAAUUCAUGCAAAGUUAAGCAAAGAUAGUUUGAAGCCAGUCGACCUCAUUACAGAAAAAACCACCACUGAAGCAGCGCUAGAAUUAUUCACAGAACUAGUCGUUAUUAGCACUAUAGGUUUCCUUUUGUAUCAAGCCAAAAAUGUUGUGACAAAUAUCUUACAUAAAUAAAUUUUCAUAUAUGUUAAA
Molecule: messenger RNA, 1597 nt
Organism: Nymphalis io (European peacock)
Lineage: Eukaryota; Metazoa; Arthropoda; Insecta; Lepidoptera; Nymphalidae
Gene: Gasz
Product: ankyrin repeat, SAM and basic leucine zipper domain-containing protein 1
Exons: 8
Coding region: 116-1579 (487 amino acids)
Biological process (GO): piRNA processing
Cellular component (GO): pi-body
Molecular function (GO): protein binding
Source: RefSeq, a predicted model, not a curated record